Amphibalanus amphitrite is the source of this 1667-nucleotide messenger RNA. Its product is annotated as vesicle-associated membrane protein-associated protein B-like. NCBI's taxonomy places the organism in Eukaryota, Metazoa, Arthropoda, Thecostraca, Balanomorpha, Balanidae. The record is from RefSeq and is a predicted model, not a curated record. Gene Ontology annotation, cellular component: plasma membrane; endoplasmic reticulum membrane. Gene Ontology annotation, biological process: endoplasmic reticulum membrane organization. The transcript has 6 exons. Gene Ontology annotation, molecular function: FFAT motif binding. The coding region runs from base 176 to 871 and encodes 231 amino acids.
AGUAAUCUGGCAGCACUGCUUCCAGUUUGACGUCAGAUAUGUCACGCAUGCGCUAAUUUGACAACAUAUCUGCUGGCGGUGUGGAAAGGAGGGGCGUGAACUGAAUGGGAUUUCUGUAUUUAUUAUUUUGGUAAUAUUGAGAUUAUUCAGUAAUACUUGGAUCAGUUGGCUGAAGAUGGCGGCGACAUCAGACUCCUUUCUUGUCAUUGACCCCGCACAACUUCGCUUCAAAGGUCCAUUUAAAGAUGAAGUGUCAAGCAGCAGUCUUAAAAUUACAAAUACUUCUGACAAGAAGGUUACGUUCAAGGUAAAAACCACAGCACCAAAGCGGUACUGUGUGCGACCCAACCAGGGAGUCCUCAAUGCAGGAGCAUCAACCAAUAUUGCAGUAAUGCUGCAGCCUUUUAACUAUGACCCUGCUGAGAAGAACAAGCACAAGUUUAUGGUGCAGACCAUGUUCCUGCCAGACGGAGACACUGGCGACCUAGAAUCUCUGUGGAAGAACGCCAGCCCGGAGCAGGUGAUGACCUCCAGCAAGAUGCGCUGCGUGUUCGAACUGCCGACGGACGUGGCGGAGGAGACGCCCGCGCCCGCCCCCGCCGUCAGGCACCCGGAGCCCAAAGACAUCAAGACUGCCACGGACGAGGUCAAACACCUGAGGGACGAGAUCAGCAACGUCAUGGCCGAGAAUCUCCAGCUCAAGGAGGAGGGUCUGCGGCUGCGGCGCCAGGCGGCGGCCGGCGACCGGCCGGUGGCCUCGGCGGCGGCCUCUCUGCCGCCGACCGCCGCGCCCGCCGAGCCCAUGAUGUACUACGUGCUGGCGCUGGUAGCGCUGGUCGUCGGCGUUAUCCUCGGGAAGCUGGUCAUCUAGGGCCGGCCGCCGGAGCGGGCCUAUCGCUGACACGGGACGGGACGCGCCGAGACGGGAGGAGACGAGAGGAGCGACGGUUUGGGACGAGAGGAGGGACGGUUUGAGGCGAGAGGAGGGACGGUUUGAGAUGAGGAGACGGAGAGGAAGAACGGUUUAAGUCGAGACGAGAGACAUUUGAGGACGGGUGAAACUGCAGCAGACCGCCGGAGAGUUGUCGGUGUGUCGGCGGCGGCUGGGUGUGUGUGCCGCGCCGCUCCCGUCGCCGCGGCGGACCGGGUGUGUCCCCGAGUGGAAGUGCCCCCUGAGCGGCGACCGCCGGCGCGCCGUCCCGCGGUGCGGUCGCCCGCCGUUCGAUCCCCGGUGCCGGCGCUGUGUUCCGAGGAGGCUCUGACCGGCGGAGGUCCAGCGGGCCGCCCGAGCGGAGGGGCAGCGCCGCCGUGCCCCGGAGCGCCGCGCGCCACGCUAGUCUGGGUCACGGUCCAACCGGCUGACCCGAGCCCCGCCCCGCCCCGCUGUAUAUACGGUUUAAUUUGCCAUUUGUAGAGCUGUAUGCUGCCUCCCAGGAUCAGAUCAAUACACGCUCGAGUGAUCGCUGUGCCGCGCGCUCUAUUUGCAGACGUGGUCUGCCGUCCGUCUGCCGCUCCGGCUCAGUCCAUUAGCCGUAUACGUCUGGCGGCAACGUUAUCCGGGUAGCUGAACGCUAAAAACCAACCCGACAAGUCAAAGGUCAAGUCAAAGUCAGUCGAAUAGGUCGGCGGUAAUCAGUCAUAAAUAUACCGAAUUCUCGGAGAUGUUA